Hippocampus comes (tiger tail seahorse) is the source of this 1217-nucleotide messenger RNA. It is a transcript of the gene elp5, whose product is annotated as elongator acetyltransferase complex subunit 5. Gene Ontology annotation, molecular function: tRNA binding. NCBI's taxonomy places the organism in Eukaryota, Metazoa, Chordata, Actinopteri, Syngnathiformes, Syngnathidae. Gene Ontology annotation, cellular component: nucleus; elongator holoenzyme complex; cytosol. Gene Ontology annotation, biological process: tRNA wobble uridine modification. The coding region runs from base 188 to 1096 and encodes 302 amino acids. The record is from RefSeq and is a predicted model, not a curated record. The transcript has 8 exons.
ACAUAAAGCCACCACCGCCGAUGCGAUUUCUCCAGGCGACGCCACAAAAUAGUUUGGACCAAACAAGGCGAUCGAUGUAUAUAGAUUUAUGUGUUGAUAUACCGAAUGGCCUAACAUUGAGAAUGUGGCGUCAGCCAUGUUGUCACUUUAAGCGAUUUCGUGUCAACAAUACCACUUUCGUUGGCGUAUGCUAAUUAGCUUUAGCAUCUGUAGCACCAUGUUGCAUGACUUGCUGCAAGGAACUGACACCGGAGGCUUGUUCAUCAUACAAGAUUCCGGUAGUUGUUCGGGCCGACGUCUUCUGUGGAGCUUCAUCAAGGCUGCAUUGAACAGGACGGAAGCAGUCCAUGUUCUCAGCUUUGAAGUCAGCGAGGAUGAGCUGAAGGAUGGCUUGAAAGGAUCUCCCAUUGAAAGGCUCCACUUUCACAACGCUUACAGCGAUCCCCUGGCCUGGACCGGGAGUGCCACCUUCACGGUGGACCAGUUUUGCGUGGAGAAAGUCACGAAACUCAUCAAGCAGACCUCGCAAGUUAAGACGGCCAUUUUAGCCAUCGACUCACUCUCGUGGAUCCUGAGACAUAUCAGUCCGUCUGCAGUCUGCAAGACUCUCCAACAGCUUAAAAAUGGUGGAUGUGUGGCAAACGUCAUUGGACUCCUCCAUUCCGACAUGCACUCGCGGGGUACAGUCGGUAGCCUGUGCCACUUGGCCACGUCACUCAUCACCGUGAAGGCGGUCCUGAGAGGAGACCAAGCAAUGAUAACCAAGCGCUUAAAGUCAGGAAAGGUUUUGCAAGGUGAGGAGGUGUUCACCAUCAAAGAUGACCUGACGGUGAUUGGACAGGGCAAGCCCAGCAGGAGUGAGCCACAAGAACAGAUGUGCAUAUCCAACAUGGCAGACCCAACAGCAAAUUUGACCUUCAACCUUCGCUUGUCUGAAAGCCAACGCGAGGCCAAGGAGAAGCUAGCACUGCCCUUUGUCUUCAGUAAAGAGAAGAAAGCAGCUCUUCUCCACACUGGUUCAGGGAGAAUCGUGUACGAGCCCGACGCUAACGAUGACUACGAUCAAGAGGAUCCAGACGAUGAUCUUGACGUGUGAUCAUCUUGUUUCCUUUACGAACAUAAACUUUGUGUUUUGAAUGACUUUUAAAUCAGUUGUUGAAUAUUAAAUGUAACAAUGGAUUAACAAAAAAACAAAAUAAAAAACUGCCUGUGGUGGU